GGCUCUACGGAAGCCGGGCAGGGACUCGCGUGUCCCGGCGGCGGCUGUAGGCGGCGGCCCCGGCCUGGGGGGCUAGGGGGGGUCCCGCGGGUCCGGACGGAGCGGGCGGCGAGAUGGCGGCACCGUGAGGAGCUCGCACCCUCAGCACGGACUGGAUGCCCACGGGCGGCAGGACGCUGUCACACGCUGCCCGCGCUCUCUGCAGGGGCACAGCGCUGUUCUGCCCUCGCCCACAGCUCCCCUUGCCCCGACCGUUCUCCUCCUCUGGCGGAGUCAGCCCCGGUUGUUGGUGCCCGCUGCUGCUCCCCCGUGUCUCCGGGCCAUCCCCGAAGCAGCGCCGCGCUUUUCCCCUCUCCCUGCUCUUGGGCAGCUGGCUGCGCUCGGCCUGCGCGGCUGCGGAGGACAUGGCAGAGCAGCGCUACUGUGUGGACUAUGCCAAGCGGGGCACCGCGGGCUGCAAGAAGUGCAAGGAGAAGAUCGUGAAGGGGAUGGUGCGCAUUGGGAAGAUCGUUCCCAAUCCUUUCACCGAGUCCGGAGGGGACAUGAAGGAGUGGUACCACGUCAAGUGCAUCUUUGAGAAGCUGGACAAAGCCCGGGCCACCACCAAGAAAAUCGAAGACAUCACAGACUUGGAGGGGUGGGAAGAGCUACAGGAUGAGGAGAAGGAAACAAUCAACAAGUACAUCUCAGAAGCCAAUUCCAAGACUGGAGGUACCCCGAAGAAAAAGGUGAUAGUGCAGGCAAAGCUCACUGCCACAGGACAACUGACCACAAAAGAUCCACCAAAGAAAUUCUCUGGAUUCACUGCCAAGCCAAAGAAUUCAGAAGAUGCCCCUGCAAACUCUGUCCACAAACCCAGCCUGUCUGCAGCCAGGUGUGAUCCCAAGCACAAGGAUUGCCUGCUGCGGGAAUUCCGCAAGCUCUGUGCCAUGGUGGCUGAGAAGCCAAGCUACAACGUGAAAACACAGAUCAUCCAGGACUUCCUCAGAAAGGGAUCUGCAGGAGAUGGUUUUCAUGGUGAUGUAUACCUGACCAUUAAGAUGCUGUUACCAGGUGUCAUUAAAAUAGUUUACAACUUGAAUGAUAAGCAGAUUGUAAAGCUGUUCAGCAGGAUUUUUAACUGCAACCAGGAAGAAAUGGUCCGGGACCUGGAGCAGGGAGAUGUUUCCGAGACCAUACGGAUCUUCUUCGAGCAGAGCAAGACCUGUCCUCCAGCACCCAAGAGCCUCCUGACCAUCCAGGAGGUCGAUGAAUUCCUCAUCCAACUGUCCAAGCUCACCAAGGAGGAUGACCAGCAGAGUGUCCUGCAGCAGAUCAGCCGCAGGUGUACGGGCAAUGACCUGAAGUGCAUCAUCAGGCUAAUUAAACAUGACUUGAAAAUGAAUGCUGGAGCAAAGCACGUGUUGGACGCUCUGGAUCCCAACGCCUACGAGGCGUUCAAGGCCUCGCGGAACCUGCAGGACGUGGUGGAGCGGGUGCUGCAGAACCAGCAGGAGUCUGAGAAGGUGCCAGGGCUGAAGAGGACCCUGAGCGUGCAGGCCUCACUCAUGACCCCAGUGCAGCCCAUGCUGGCUGAGGCCUGCAAGUCCAUCGAGUACGCCAUGAAGAAGUGUCCCAACGGGAUGUACGCCGAGAUCAAGUACGACGGCGAGCGCGUGCAGGUGCACAAGAACGGGGAUCACUUCAGCUACUUCAGCAGGAGCCUCAAACCUGUGCUCCCCCACAAAGUAGCCCAUUUUAAGGAUUUCAUCCCCCAGGCUUUCCCUGGUGGGCAAAGUAUGAUCCUGGAUUCAGAAGUUCUCCUGAUUGACAAUAAAACUGGCAAGCCACUUCCUUUUGGGACUCUUGGUGUGCACAAGAAAGCUGCUUUCCAGGAUGCCAACGUUUGCCUGUUUGUGUUUGACUGCAUCUACUUCAAUGACAUCAGCCUGAUGGACAGGCCCCUGUGUGAACGGCGCAAGUUCCUGCACGACAACAUGGUGGAGAUCCCCAACAGGAUCCUGUUCUCAGAGAUGAAACACGUCACAAAAGCUUCAGAUCUGGCAGACAUGAUCACCCGAGUCAUCCGGGAGGGGCUGGAAGGGCUGGUGCUGAAGGAUUUAAAGGGAAAUUACGAACCAGGGAAACGCCACUGGCUGAAGGUGAAGAAGGAUUAUCUCAACGAGGGGGCAAUGGCUGACACUGCUGACCUGGUGGUGCUGGGGGCUUUCUAUGGACAGGGCAGUAAAGGUGGCAUGAUGUCCAUCUUCCUCAUGGGCUGCUACGACCCCAAGAGUGAGAAGUGGUGCACGGUGACCAAGUGCUCCGGUGGCCACGAUGACGCCACGCUGGCACGUCUGCAGACAGAGCUGGACAUGGUGAAGAUCAGCAAGGAUCCUAGUAAAAUUCCAAGGUGGCUAAAAAUUAACAAAAUCUACUACCCAGACUUCAUUGUCCCAGAUCCAAAGAAAGCCCCAGUGUGGGAGAUCACCGGGGCUGAGUUCUCCAAGGCCGAGGCCCACACUGCGGACGGGAUCUCCAUCCGCUUCCCGCGCUGCACCCGCAUCCGCGACGACAAGGACUGGCAGACAGCCACCAACCUGCAGCAGCUGAAGGAGCUGUACCAGCUCUCCAAGGAGAAGGCUGAUUUCAGUGUUACAGCUGGGGAGGAAGACGAGUCCACAGCUGGCAGCAGUGGAGAGAAUGAUGGGAAUUCCAGGUCUUCCACACCUCACAGCAGUAUUAAGAGCCCCCCAAGCAAGUCACCUGCAAAAGCCCAGAAGGCAGAAGAGAGCAAAGGAGUGAUUGGAUCCCCUCAGAAAUGCGAGGAGAAACGAGGGGAGAAGAGAAAAGCAUCCGAGAUGGAGGACAAUGGAAAAAAGGUACAGGGGGGGGCCAGGACAGCAGCACGGCAGGGCGGGGGAGGCCGAGGCAGUUGCUCUGUUCACUUCCAUUCCAAGGAAUGUUUUGCCCAAGCUCUGCUUCUCCUUCCCCCCCAGCAGCCACUGCUGGACAUUUUCACGGGGGUGAGGCUCUACCUGGCGCCCUCCGUCAAGGACUUUGACCGAAUCCGCCGCUAUUUCAUCGCCUUCGACGGGGACCUGGUGGAGGAGUUCGACACGGCCUCGGCCACCCACGUGAUUGGGGACAUUGAUGACAACCCCGGGGCGCAGAGGGUGACUCCCAGGUGGAUCUGGGAGUGCAUCCGGAAGCGCAGGCUGGUGGCCCCGUGCUAGCAGAGCUGGGAACAGGGCCAGGGAGACUCCUCAGGAGUAGCUACAGGGAUCCAGAGCAACCCUAUGGAAUGAAUUAAAAAAGUUCUCUGAAGAAAUGUCACUGCUGAAUCCCCUUUUCCUGCCUGUACUGUAGACCACCGCCCUUAUCCAGGUGCUGCUUUAGGCUCCUUGGGUUUUUAAAGUUUGGGUAUUUUUAUAGAUAAAGAAAUAAAACCGAAGCAGCUUCUCCUUUGC
Parus major (Great Tit) is the source of this 3449-nucleotide messenger RNA. It is a transcript of the gene LIG3, whose product is annotated as DNA ligase 3. Lineage: Eukaryota; Metazoa; Chordata; Aves; Passeriformes; Paridae. The transcript has 19 exons. Gene Ontology annotation, molecular function: ATP binding; DNA ligase (ATP) activity; DNA binding. Gene Ontology annotation, biological process: lagging strand elongation; double-strand break repair via alternative nonhomologous end joining; DNA biosynthetic process. Gene Ontology annotation, cellular component: DNA ligase III-XRCC1 complex. The coding region runs from base 156 to 3215 and encodes 1019 amino acids. The record is from RefSeq and is a predicted model, not a curated record.